GAUGUUUUUCCAAAUUUGCGUGUUGCUCUACAAAUCCUUCUUACUAUAGCUGUCUCGAUUGCCAGCUGUGGGCGAUCCUUCAGUAAAUUAAAAAUAAUUCUUUCCUAUCUUCGAGCAUCCAUGGAACAAGAUAGAUUCAGCGAUCUGGCCCUAAUGAGUGUGGAGAGGGAAGUUCUUGAACAGAUUGAUUUUGAUGAUAUAAUUAACCAGUUUGCUGCAGUAAAAGCAAGAAAAAUAAAUUUU
Molecule: messenger RNA, 243 nt
Organism: Helobdella robusta
Lineage: Eukaryota; Metazoa; Annelida; Clitellata; Rhynchobdellida; Glossiphoniidae
Exons: 1
Molecular function (GO): protein dimerization activity
Source: RefSeq, a predicted model, not a curated record